AUGGUAAUAAGAAACCAAAAUGCUAAUAAUGUCAUACGGCAAAUUCGACAUGAUGAUAUGGCAGCAGAUAACAAUCUGGCAGCCAUGAUGGAAAGGAUUAUGGCUCGAAAUGGGGCAGAAACACCCCCUAGAACAAAAAUCUUCAAAUUCAUUAAGUUUUCUGGGGAUACUAUUGAAUCCACUAUCGAACAUGUGGCUAGAUAUUUAAUAGAGGCAGGAGACAUUUUGAACAACGAAAACCUUGGGAUAAAAUAUUUUCCAAGUUCUCUCACAAAGAACGCCUUCGCGUGGUUCACCACCUUGCCACAAAAUUCGAUUCAUACUUGGAAUAGGUUAGAGAGAAUGUUCCAUGAGCAGUUUUACAUGGGGAAAACAAAGAUAAGUCUGAAGGAAUUGGCUAGUAUUAAACGAAAGUCCACUGAGCCAAUUGAUGACUAUCUAAAUAGAUUUCGAUUACUCAAAGCUAGGUGUUUUACAAAAGUACCAGAGCAUGAAUUGGUCAAAAUGGCCGCUGGGGGCCUUGACUAUUCUAACAGAAAGAAGUUAGAUACCCGUUACUUGAGAGAUAUGGCCCAACUGGCUGAUAGGAUCCGACAGUUAGAACGCUUGAAGGAAGAAAAGGCUAGAGCAAAUAAGAAUAAAAGAGUAGCCUACGUCGAGUUCAAUAAUGAUGACGAAGGAUCCUAUAAUGGGCCUUUAGACUUCGACAAAAUGAAAUUGACCUUGCUAAUUUGA
Lathyrus oleraceus (garden pea) is the source of this 735-nucleotide messenger RNA. RefSeq lists its product as uncharacterized. The coding region runs from base 1 to 735 and encodes 244 amino acids. The transcript is spliced from 2 exons. Lineage: Eukaryota; Viridiplantae; Streptophyta; Magnoliopsida; Fabales; Fabaceae. The record is from RefSeq and is a predicted model, not a curated record.